Molecule: messenger RNA, 1232 nt
Organism: Lates calcarifer (barramundi perch)
Lineage: Eukaryota; Metazoa; Chordata; Actinopteri; Centropomidae
Gene: fancf
Product: FA complementation group F
Exons: 3
Coding region: 216-1163 (315 amino acids)
Biological process (GO): interstrand cross-link repair
Cellular component (GO): Fanconi anaemia nuclear complex
Source: RefSeq, a predicted model, not a curated record
GUUAGUUUAGCUUCAUACCUCAGUUGUGCGGUGUGGUAAUAACUUACCCGCUGGCUUUUAUUUUGAAGGAAAAUAGCUAGUCAGUUUUGCAUUCAUGAGCGCAUGCGCAGUAGUAAGCGCGGCAUGCAUUGCAGCUGGACAAGAGAAAAUCAAGAUAAAAGACAACAUGGUUGUCCACGGCUCAGAGGCUGAACUGUGAACGCAGAGAGCGCCACAUGGAGGCGGUGCUGAAAAACUUGGCGAGCACGGCGGAGCUGCUGGCGGCGGCGGCGCAGACCGGUGUGGUGGAGCACUGGGAUAAACAAACUCUGUCCAGAGCUUUUCACUGGGCCCAGUACUGCGAACACCUCUUCUCCAGGUUUCACGAUAACCCCCCGGUAAGGAGAGCUAUGGAGAAGCAGCUCCAGCUCACAAAUCAAAGUUUGCAGGCCGCCCUCCCUGGAUACUCAGGAGUCUCCUUCUCGGACCUCUCCCGGUGCCAGCACCAGUUGCUCGUUGGGCUGUUGAACAACCCUAAUCUUCCCACCUCCGUCAUGAAAAUACUCUUUGACAGCAGUCCUGUGGACACCCAGCACAACUCGUCAGCUGUUGGUGCUGAUGCUGAGGUGCAGGGGGUCAUGCUGAUGGAGAGGCUUGGUGCUGUAAUGAGCCAGGACAGUGAAGCUUGCAGGGCAGAGCACUUUUUAGACUCUGUCCUCCAGGGAUGUGAAGGAGAAGCAAAACAUUUCUGUCUGGUCAUCGCUGCAGCUCUGCUGACAAUGGAAAACGCAGCUGCAGAAACUGCUUCACAGGAUUUUCUCUUGGAAUGGCUGCAGAAAAAACACAGCGUGCUGGAGCACAUGUGCUCUGCACUACCUACUGCACUUCUUAUGGACCUGGCCAAAGAACAUGUGAAAUUUAGAGAUGCAUACUGUGACGUACUGAAAAACUGGGCCUCUGAUAUGGAGUACAGCAUAAAUGACGGUGAAUGGGUUCAAACCAGCACAAACCCCACAGUGUCCUUCCAGAAACUGACUGAGCACUUUCUGGCCUUGUUUGAGGCUUGUCCCUCUCUGAGGGACGAUGUAGAAAAAGAGCUAAAUGCUUUGAAGAUUUCUGAUGGAGACUUUGAUGUCAGAGGUCUGAGUGUGUGGGGAGACCUCUUGUCAGCAUUAAACAAGUGACUGUCAGUCUUGGAGUUUCUUUUGAGCUGGAAAAGCCAAAAUAAAGCCAAAUGUAUACGUCUAGUUAUA